Messenger RNA from Vicia faba (fava bean), 357 nucleotides. NCBI's taxonomy places the organism in Eukaryota, Viridiplantae, Streptophyta, Magnoliopsida, Fabales, Fabaceae. The record is from the annotation of a GenBank genome assembly.
AUGGUGGUGAAAGGUGCUUUUGAGCUCAUCAUGGAUGAGAGUAAAGCCGAAGAGGCAAAGCACACAAUACAUUCUACACAUCCCAGGAGAAGAACUGAAUACAAAGCUCCAUCAGUUAAACUACCCGAGAGUUUUGAGAAAAUAGUUGUUCAUACCUUGACUCACAACUUUCGGAAUGCUACCGGCUUAGUGAGAGCACCACUGAGAUUACCUAUCAAAUCAAACUAUGUUCUUGUUAAGAUCAUUUAUGCUGGUGUAAAUGCUAGAGAUGUAAAUUUUAGCUCAUGCCGCUAUUUUGGUGGCAAUAACAAUGACACUGCAGCCGUCUUCCAUUCAAUGCAGGAUUUGAGGCCAUGA